Molecule: messenger RNA, 270 nt
Organism: Arabis nemorensis
Lineage: Eukaryota; Viridiplantae; Streptophyta; Magnoliopsida; Brassicales; Brassicaceae
Source: the annotation of a GenBank genome assembly
AUGGGAGCACCGGCGGCUCCGGUAUCUCAUCCCGAUAACCAACAAGCAGCGGCGUGGGUCGCCGGAGAUAACCAACAGAUGCAGCAGCAACCUUAUAUCGUUUACUCUCCUGUCGAACAUCGUCCGAAUAAUAACCCUCUUGAGCCAGUCAUCGGAAUGUUCAAUACAUGGAGCCGUAAAGCCGGAGAUAACUAUAUUGAAUGGCCAAUUUUAUUAUUUUGCUCAAGGCCCAAUAUUACAAACCGACUUUUACAAUUGACGAUUGCUUAA